Molecule: messenger RNA, 6575 nt
Organism: Plutella xylostella (diamondback moth)
Lineage: Eukaryota; Metazoa; Arthropoda; Insecta; Lepidoptera; Plutellidae
Biological process (GO): mitotic spindle organization; nuclear migration; cerebral cortex development
Cellular component (GO): cytoplasm
Source: RefSeq, a predicted model, not a curated record
AAAAAAAUUUACCGGACGGAUUUCAAACGGUUUCUCCUGCGCCAGAGUGUUUGUAUUUCAGUUCAAGUUUCAACUGUUUUUUGGCAAGAUUCCCUUGUCUUAGGCGCGCGCGCUUGUAACCAUAGAAUGAACGUCGCACCGAGUUCAGCACAAAUAGGAUAAAAAUAGACCUUCACAAUUGACGUUGAUUGAAGAUAACAGUGGAACGGAGUCGUCUGCCCUGACUGGAUUUAUGGCGUGACAUGAAACAUUAAUUAGUGUAUUGUGGUGCAGUGUUCUGUGAACUAAACCUGCGCGAUGGCUCAUCACGCAGAGCCGAUGGACAUCGACGACGAGGGUGAGUUUGACAACAAGGAGAACAGUUUCCAUCACAACAAUGUGGCCCGAGCCACCGAGAAGGGAUACGAGGAGCUGGACGUCUCCGAACUCAACAUGAAACUGAGGUACUCCUUCACUCCAGCUUCUUCUCCUAUGUCUAAGAGCUACACGGCCAACUGUUUAGAUAAUAAAAGUUUAGAAUCCGAUGAUUUGAACAACACCGCAAUUGAAAACAACCUGAGCCAGUCAUUCAAUUCUACCAUAACCAAAGGUGACACUUUUGUAAAAUCUCCCAAGUCACUCCCUCUUCAGGCACUGCCUUCAGAGCACUUUGCUGAUGGCACCAGGAACUCAUCCAUUCUGAGGCCCUUAGAUGGAACAGUGACUGUGGAAAAUUAUGAUAAUAAUGUAACAGUGACUGUCACCGGUGCACAUGACAGUGAUGAGAACAUCUCACUGCCAAGCACAUCAUCCUCGCCACCCUGUACUCCUGAAGCUACCACUCCAAUCAAAGAUGUCCCCAAGCCGGGUGGCUCUCCAAUAUUGAGGGGCAUCAAAAAUGUCUUGAAUAUGUUCCGGCCAUCUCAAAGUCCAAUACCAAAUGACGAAUUAGAUGGAAUUAAUGUUGCUCAAGAAAUCUUAAGCCCUACUGAAGAGUCUGACACCUCUAUGAAUGUGAAACCUGAGUCAGUCCUGGCAUCUACUCCAUUAGCGUCUAAUAUAAGACAAAAAGAAAAAAGUAGUCCUAUGAAGGAAAGUUUAGUUUUUAAUGAUGAUUUAGAGAAAGAGCUGCGAUGGAAAGAUGAGACAACUAUAAUAUUCAGCAAGGAAAAGAUACCAAUACACAAGCUGUUCUUUCAAGAAACAAGGCCUUCUACUUCUCCUGAUAAUAGCAAUGCAACUUUUAGCUCAGGGCAAGAUUCUAUGGCUGCUGAAGUUGAUGGCAACAUGAAUACAAGUGUAGAACCUAUGGAUAUAUCACAAAACGAUUCUGUUUUGAAAGACAAAACCAUGACAGACACACACACUGCUGCAGGCCUACCUCCAUCUGUUAAUGAACUCAAAGACAUUACAAUGGGUACUGACAAGGAUGAAAGUGUAUUUUUAGACUGUGAAACAACAUUUUCCAUGAGUGAAUCUCAACUUUUAAAUGCCACUGAAGAUAAUGUGCCUAUUGAUAAAAUUACCAAUACUGAGGAAUUAGAAAACUCUAAUAGUAUAGCUAAUGUUAGCAAUCUUACAGUAACCAAUGUCAAGUUAGAUGGAGAUUCAACAAAGUUAGAAGAUACUAUGUCACUUAAGUCAGCACUUGGUGACACUCCAAAGAAACCUUUUACAGUUGCAGAAUACAUUGUUGCUAAUAAGCCUGUAACAUCUGAAGAUUUGUCUCUUGAAAGCACACAAACAAAAUUACUAAGUCUUGAAGAUACUCUUCAACAUAAAUCUUUGAUACUUGCAGAAGAUGAACGAACAAAGGAUAGUGAGCAUCAAGAUACAAAUGCUCAGACUAAUAUUGUAGAUGAAACUGUGAAUGUUAAGGAGUUAAGUACUGAUAGAAUAGUAGGUAAUAUACCCGAUUUGUUAAGCAAUACUAUUGUCUGUCCCAAUGACCUUCCGACUUUACCAUCAGAUGAUGAAUUUGAUGAUGCUCAAGCUAAAAUAGAUACUAACAAUAUUCUAGAAAGUUCUAAGUUACAAGUAAACAUGACCAACGAUAAUGAUUCUACUCCAAUAGUGCCUAAUGUAUCUGACAAACACCAAAAUAAUGUGAAUUCUGAACAUGCUAUCGAAAAAAUUACACAUAGUGAUAUUAUAGUAAUAGAAGAUCAUAGUGCGUCUGUUUGCAUGUCUAAGGAAAUCAAUAAAACUCAGGAUGGUUUAGAAAAAGCAGAAGAAAUUACCUCUGCUUUGAGUCAAGCUGAAAUAAGUUAUCAAACCCCUUCAAAAGAUAAUGGAAAUAAUGAAGAGUCUUUAAAUAGCACAGUAGAUGUUAUUAGUAAUAUUUCAGAUGUUAUUGCUGAAAUGUCAGAUUCUAAGAAAGAUGAUUAUGAUUUCACUACUAGCCAGCACAUUAAUGAUGAUGGUAAACCAAAGGAUGUAGUAGUUAAAGAUGCACUUUCUAGAAAUAAUGAUAUUGAAAUAAUUAUGAACUGCGAAGCACUUAAUGUGACGACAGAGAGUGAAACACUACUAAAUAUGCAAAAACAGCAACCAACUGAACAUAAUAUUUUAGAAAACGUGAAAGUCGCAGAUCACAAUAUCAGUAAAAUUGUAGAAGACAAUGAAAAAUGCCAUAUGAACAAUACACAAGUAAUAAUAGAUGAUAGUAAUCUAUGCGCUGAUGGGCCAGUAAGUGUAAGUAAAGAAAUACUAAAUUUGAAUGAAGUUAAAGUUACACCAGCAGAAAGUAUUAAGCCAGUAUCUGAAACAGGACCUGAUGUCGAAAAUCUAGAGGAAGAAUUGAUUAUAUCUGAAACUAAUAGUCCUUAUGUUUCACUGAGUGCGCAGAACGAUACUGUUUCAAUGGUAGAUAAUAAGUUUGAAGACAUUACGAUUGCGGAAAAAAAUGAAAGUCCCUAUGGUUCACUCGGUGUUAAAAACGCUACCGUUUCAAUGGUAGAAAAUAAGUUCGAAGACAUUGCUAUUUCUGAAAAAAUAGAGAUGCCUUAUGUUUCACUCAGUGCACAGAAUGAAACUGACUCCACAGAUAUUCAAGGGUCCACACAUAUUAAGAUUGAAGAUAUUACAGUUUCUGAAAAAGAAGAAACAUCAUCAUCACCUCCCAUUUGUUCCAAAGGACACAGCAUGGAUGUUCAAGAUAAGCUUCAAGAUGCGUUAGAACAUAAGCAAUUUGAAAAUAAAUCUAUGUUAGAUGAGGCUAACAGAUCCUCAUCGCCUCCUAUAUGUUCCAAAGGAUAUAAUAUAAACUUUGAUGAAAUAGAAAAUCCGUUUGCUUCUAAAACAAAAAUUAGGUUGUCUCCGCCGCCUGGCGUAAAUCUAGAUCAAACUUUCGAGUCCACAAACAAACCAGGUGUUAACACAUGUCAACAAAAACUUAAUUUUUCUUCUGACGACCCUGAACCUGUAGAAGUGAUAAGUACUGUGGAACCUAGCCAAGCAGAUAUAACUGAAUCUGAGGAAAAAAUAUGCAGUAACAUUGUUAUGAAAAACAUACUGCCUGAAGUUGAGAAUAAUACAAAAGAACCCGUUAUAAAUGUUGAGAAGUCUGCUGAAACUGAAGUACAACUUAAUUCACAAAAAAUAAAUGAAAGUACUUCAGACAAUGCAGUUGAGCAAGAUAACCUGUCUAAUAAUUUACAAGACGUUAAUAGCACUAUUUCGAUAAGUGAUCCAACUACGAGUCACCAUACACAAAAAGCUGACACAAAUGAGAAAAUCGAGGAAGAAGAAACGAAUUUUGUCAAAGAAACUGAAAGUUUAUCUCUAGCGUCCUCAUUGGACCUAGUUGCUAAAAAUACGUCUUCAUCAGAACAAUCUGCAUAUUACUCUGCUGGUGCUUCCUCUAGUGAAACUACAGAGCAGGCAUCUAUAUACGCCUUACCUGACUUUGAUGACAAUAACGUGGAUCCAUUUGUGACUAGUAGCAAAAUGAGAAGUUCCCCUAUUACCGUAUCCGAUGACAAUCCAUUUGUUACAAAAAACAAAAUGGCGUCAUCACCAGUUACUUCUUAUAUCCACGAAAAUACAGAAUCAGCUACUAAAGACUCUACCCAUACCGUGGACGUGAAACCGAGCAUAGAGUUUAAAUCGCCCACUGAUGAAUUCAACCUGAGUAUGCAGAAAGACAUAACCCAGAACAUGAAUAGUUCAGCAUGCUCUGAAAGUUCAAAGGCUACUGAAGAAAAAGAUACAACAGUUCGAGAAGUACACACUGAAGAUGAGGAAACGAUGGAGGGACCCUUUAUCGAAGCACACCUUGAAAGUGAUAUCGGCAAAAGUUGUGAUAUUGAAUCUGAGAAAGUAGAACUUAAUGACUUUACCGACUUGCCAGUACAGGAAUCUGACGAAAACUUUGAGGGUGGAGAAAUGUUUAUUGACGCCGACGCAUUCGAUUUCCUCAUGAAUCAAAAUAAAAGUAGCGAGGUGGCUGAUAAUGGAAAAGAAAGUCUUUUCUUGAAAUUUGACCCUCUAUUUGCCAAAAGAGUUAAUUCAGAUGGAAUUGUGGAUGCAUUGAGCAAAAUUAAAAGGAGGCAGAGCACGCCUAAGAAAAUGCGGCCGCCGCCACCACCUCAAGACUUGAUGUAUCUCGAUAAAUCACCAACCCCUGGACCAUCAAAUGUUGUGUUUGCUGGAGCAGAUUUACCAUCAGACAGAAUAGAAGAUUGCAAUGUCACUGUCCAAAAGCCAACAAUGGCGGUCCCUCCAGCCGUAAACCCAGAGGUGACACCAAGAAAGAAAGCGACCACUCCAACUAGAACUACCAAUAGGCUAUCCAUGAACUUUACGUCACCUGCAAUGGCAGUUAUUGAUAAAUUACUAUCAUUAAGUGGUUCGCAUUCUCCUGAUAACCGCGACAACGCCUUGCCGCAGAUGGCCAGAGAGCACCAAGAAUCGGAUCGAGCGCUUAUGCAGCUGAGGGAACUUUUAGCGGAAAAAGAAUUGAAUGUUCAUCACUUAAGAUGCGAGAGCAAGGAGCUGAAAGAAAGACUCGGUGUUCUUGAAACACAGAUGACUACUCUGGAGAAAGCUAAUGAGAAACGACUUGAAAACAUUAAGGAUUUGAAUGAAAAAUUAGCUGAAAAGAACCAAAUAAACAAAAACAUGUCAGCUGUUGUCGAAGAGUAUGAAAAGACCAUAGCAGGCUUAAUUGCAGGUAUUGAGGAUGACAAAAAGCGACAUGCAGAAGAAAGAAUGCUUCUCAUUAAAGACAGGGACGAGCAAACCGCGCACCUGGCCAGCAUGGAGAACGCUUUCAGUGAUCUCCACAGCAAAUACGAGAAGUGCAAGCAAAUUAUUCUGUCUUACAAAGCUAAAGAAGACACUUACAGGAACUCAAUCAAGGAAUUCGAGGAGAAUCUCUUAAAAAUGCAGAACAAUUACGAAUUGUUGAAGCAGCACGCCACUUCGAAAUUAAACCACGCCAAUACCGAGCUGGAGAAAAUAAACAGGAGUCAUGAGUCGGAAGUGUUGAAAUUGAACGCUAUGAUCAAACGUAAGGACUUGCACAUUAGCUCUCUCGAGGAGACAUUGGCUCAGAAAACGAAAGCCAACGAGGAGUUGACCGCCAUUUGCGAUGAACUAAUUAACAAAGUAGGCUGAACUAAUUUUAGAUUCAAUCUUACGUACAUACAAACCUACACCUACAUUACAUUUGUCUGUACCCUGUGAUUUAAACUUGAGAUAACGGUAUUGACAUAAUAUUCGUAUUUCAGUGGCUGUUGGCUUUUGCGCGUAUUUUGUGAUAGGCGGCAUUAAGUUUGAGUCACUGGUAUCCUCUAUUAGCUAACAUUAAAUCGUGUGUGCCAAACUCAUGUUUCAUUUUCAUACCUAUAAAACAUGUUUACUACCUACUACAACUAGGGUCCUAGUAAAAUUUAAGACUGUUUCAAAUUGUGAUAAUUUUUCCGAUAAUCAUGUAAGAUCAGUCGAUUUGGUUAUUGUGUGAUGGAGACUGUAACAUUUUUGUUUUUUUCUGUUAUGCUGGACAUAAUAAAAGAAACAUGUCAAGCAUAUUUUUAACAUAACUACAUCAAUAAUUUUAGCUGUAUGUAUAUUUUUGCAUUCAUGUUACAUUUGUUUCGAAAUAUUUAGGUCUCAAAACAGUUAGUAAGACGUGGUAAAAACUCAAUAUUUACGACUAUUUUCUAAAAAAAAAUCGGACAUACUCAUAUUUUUAUAGAUAUAUUGUUCCUCAGAGUGCCUCAAUAAGUCAGUUUUUAUAUUUAGGAAAUUAGCAUGACAUUAACAUUAAUGUUUUAGUUGUAACGUUUAAAGAUGAUGUAGGUUCUAGAUUAAGUAUUUUAGAAUAAAAUAAAUAGGAUUAAACCUAUUUUUGUAAAUUUUAGUCACUAUUUUUUGUGGUUUUUAAUUUUAUACUAUACGUUUGAAACUUCUGGACUAAUAAUGUGAUUAUGUUAAAGUAUAAGUACGUGACAUUAUUUCUGUAAACUUAUUUUUGUUCUCAUUUCAUUUUAAAAGUAAUUAAAUACACACGGGUUGUUAAAUCAACUAUUUUUGUAUCAUAAUAGUGGCAGAUUUAUAUUUUAGUUAAUAAAGUUAUUGACAUAAAAUUCUAA